This is a messenger RNA of Symbiodinium natans, 1392 nucleotides long. The record is from the annotation of a GenBank genome assembly. Lineage: Eukaryota; Dinophyceae; Suessiales; Symbiodiniaceae.
AUGGUGUCCGGACCAGUGCAGAUCGCAAAGCGGGCUUUCGUCUCCUUACUCUUGGCUUUGGCGCAACAGUAUGGCCUGGAUGUCAAGAUCAACCGCGAUAGUGAGGAGAAGAGUCUAGAGGCAGCUUACCGAAAGGUUGUGCGGCGAGUGCAUCCUGACAAGGGCGGAAAUGUUGCAGAUGCUCAGCGUCUCCAAGCCGCCAGAGAAGCGUGGCACAGCUCCAAGAGUCACGGAAGACUGCCUGUCCGCAAGGAAAAGACCAUGAAGGGGCGUGAGCUGCCGCUGCUGCCUGCGCAGAAUAGGAAAGCUUUCAUGAUUCGGUCGUCGUCUUGUUUGUUAACGUACCAUGUGAGUGCAACAACAUUGUGGCGUGAGUUCACAAAGUUUGUGCAGCAAAACAUGGUGAGCUGGGGCGUCCAGCGCUGGUGUGCUUCUAUGGAGCUUUGCGAGUCCGGAAAACCUCACGUUCACUUGAUGGUGCAAUUUCACACGGCGCUGGAAACCCGUGAUGUUCAUGACUUCUGCUUUGGCCAAUCCAGGCCAAACGCCUCAGCAACAGACUUAUGCGGUGAGGGGCUCUGCAGGAAGAGAGUGCAGCAAUCUAUCGAUCGUGGGUUCUUCUACGUGUUUGCGGACAAGAUUGGAACAGUUCGUGGGCCAGAUGGCCUGGUUUGCACUGAAGGCAAUUACCUUCCAUGCUGGACCAGCUCUCUACUGAAGUACCAAGUGCUUGGCAAAUGGCCGGAGACACUUUGGAAGCAGCGCAAGAUCACGAGUGACGUUUACGAAGAGCUGCUAUUUCUCACUCGUGAUGGGGUCAUUUCCAGACAAAGGAAUUUGUGGGCAUGCCAAGACCGUGUGGAAGAAGAACUUGCCCGGCAGGCCGUGGAAAACAGGGUACAGCGCAUCCGUGGAAACCCUGAGCCUGAGAUCUACAGACCAUUCCCAGUUGUGCCCGGUGUUCAGGAGUGGUUGCAACUUUUUGCCAAAGACGCGCUGAGGUAUCCCAUCUUGAUUGUUCUGGGUGCUUCACGUGCAGGCAAGACGGAGUACGCCAAGAGCCUCUUCCGACGGCCCCUCGAGCUGAAAAUCGGGUGUCUGGAGUUCUUCCCUGACACGAUGCGCCAGUUCAAGAGAGGCUACCAUGAUGCCAUUGUUCUUGAUGACAUCCGCAACUUACAGUUCUUGGUGGAUCACCAGGAAAAGGUCCAAGGCAAAUACGACUGCCUGGUCGAGUUUGGCUCAACCGCUGGAGGGACUUGCGCCUUCCAUGUUGACCUUUUCGGGGUGCCUGUUGUGGCCACCGUUAACUAUUCGACCCAGAACCUAGGGUUUCUUGACAACCAUGAUUGGUUGGCAAACCCUGGGAAUCGAGUCGUUGUGCAGCUGUGA